Salvia hispanica is the source of this 2423-nucleotide messenger RNA. RefSeq lists its product as uncharacterized. The record is from RefSeq and is a predicted model, not a curated record. Gene Ontology annotation, biological process: protein K48-linked deubiquitination. Gene Ontology annotation, molecular function: cysteine-type deubiquitinase activity; cysteine-type carboxypeptidase activity; K48-linked deubiquitinase activity. Lineage: Eukaryota; Viridiplantae; Streptophyta; Magnoliopsida; Lamiales; Lamiaceae. Gene Ontology annotation, cellular component: cell periphery; cytosol.
CACUCCACCGCUGUUUGUGUUUUGUAGUAACAACUUCUGGAGAAAGCAUAAUUGAUUUGAUCGCUUCAGCAUCUGCGAAACAGCUACCCGAAUGGAUUCUUCGCCUCAGUCCGGUUCGCCCUCCGCCGCCCCGCCGCCUGAGCUGGAGGCCAAGCGCGAGAAGGAGAUGGUGCAUAAGACUAAAGUCAUUCAGUUUCUCGGGCGAACCGCGCCUAUCAUUCUCCAGAACGACAACGGCCCAUGCCCUCUCCUCGCCAUCUGUAAUGUUCUUUCCCUAAAGAACAGUUUGAAUCUGAGCCCAGAUAUUCCAGAGGUUUCCCAAGAAAAAUUGCUUUCACUUGUGGCUGAGCGGUUGAUCGACUCAAACACUAACACCGAUAACAAAGACACUGGGUAUGUAGAAAAUCAGCUGCAAAAUAUUGCAGAUGCAAUUGAUUUACUUCCAAGACUUACAACAGGCAUUGAUGUGAAUUUGAAAUUUAGAAGAAUUGAUGAUUUUGAGUUCACCCCAGAGUGUGCAAUCUAUGAUUUGUUGGAUAUUCCACUCUACCAUGGAUGGAUUGUUGACCCACAGGACCGUGAAACUGCUGAUGCUAUCGGGGCUAAAUCAUAUAACACUCUCAUGGGGGAGCUUGUUUCAUUAGAGGCAAAAAGUAUAACGAGUGACGAGAAAAAGAAUUCUGAAGAUGACACUGUUGAUUUUGUCGCUGCAACUACUGCAGCUCUUGGAAUUCCUUCUCCAAGUCUUUCAAGAGGCCAAUCCUUUACUGAUUCUCCUCCACAAGCAAGGAAAGGGGACAUCGAAGAAGAAGAAGAGCUCUUAAGAGCCUUGAGAUUGUCAGAGAUGGAAAAUUCUAUUCCGGUGGCAGAUGGUGUUGUGUCUGAUGGCCAUAUGAAUGAAAGUGUGUCGAUCAAUAAGUGUGAACUGGUCGCACCGCCUGAAGUGGUUGAAACUAAUUUUGCUGUCGAACCCGCAAAGACUGUGGCAUUGAAAUCCAAUGAUAGCAAUGCUCUGGGCAAGCUCCAUGUAGAUCCAGGCUCUGAAGUGGUUUCACAUGAAGCCCUUUCUUCAGAAACUGAUGAAAAGCAAUUAUGUGCUCAACCUUCAGAUGAAGAAUCUAUAAACGUUGUUGAUAAUGUGAUUGGUUCAGACACAGUGAUACUGAAUGGAAAGGUCCAACCAGUAUCUUUAGGAGAAGCUCGUCUACCUGCAUCUAAUGACUCACAGCAUGAAUUGAUGAGUGAUAAUCAUGCCCAGGAUCAAGUCACUUCCACCUCAAACCCAGAAGCUGAGAAAAAUUCUUGUGAUGUAUCUGAUGGAAAAGAUUCAUCCAGUUUGUUGAAUAGUGCAGAUUCAGAUUCAUCUAGCAGCCAAAUGCACCAAAAUGAUAAACCUGAAGCCAAAUCUUCCGGUGUUGAUGAUAGUGAACCAAUUUAUGAAGGUGAGGAUCGCAUAUUGGACUCAGGUACUGUUGCUUAUGCAAACCGAGAGCCUAUGUAUGAAGGGGAGGUGGUACUUGCGGAACAGGUUGAUACAGGUUUUGUGGAAAAUGGUGACUUUGGUAGCAAGGACACAAUUUCUGUAAAAGAAGGGGAAAUCAUCAAGAACUUCAUGAAGAAUAGUGCCAGUCAGUUGACUGUAUACGGCCUAUUUUGCUUACAAGACCAAGUCAAGGAACGUGAGCUUUGUGUGUUUUUCAGGAAUAAUCAUUUCAACACUAUGUUUAAGUAUGAAGGUGAAUUGUACAUUUUAGCAACUGACCAAGGGUAUCUAAAUCAGCCAGACUUGGUGUGGGAAAAACUAAAUGAGGUGAAUGGUGAUACUGUUUAUAUGACUGGCAACUUUAAGCAAUUCAAGAUGGAUGAGCAUUCCAGCAGCACGUGGGAUGAACAGAAUGCUAGGGCCACUACUGCAGACUACCUGGCUAGCAUUGAUAGUUCCGAACCAAAUACAAGUUUCAAUUCUGAUUUGCAGCUGGCGAUAGCUCUCCAACAGCAGGAAUUUGAUCAACAGCAGCAGGAACAGCAGCGAGAACAGCAGCAGCAGCAGCAGCGUAAUGCACAGCAGCAAGCCGUCAGCAGCAGUUCAAGGCUGAUUGUCGGUCCUCCCCAGCCCCAGGCUCCGCGGAAUAGUGGGAAAUACACGGGCUCCUCAAAGCAGGAAUCGAAAUCGAAAGAGAAGUGCAUCAUAAUGUGAAUGCCAUGGGUGUUUCUGGUUUAGUUGCAACCCUUUUCCAUUUACCUCUUUGUUUGUAACACUGCUAACUCGGUAUAGUCUACUGUUGUAAAUAAAAAUCACUCAUUUAUAGCAUAGACAACUACUCACUUUGUUGUGGGAUUUUGCUUUCUGCUAUUUUUCUGCUCACUCAGUAAUUAGUUUCAUUUGGUGUUAUGUGAAUAAAAAUAAGGACCUGAUUUGAUGA